CGACGCUUGGCAAGCAUGGCGCUGCUGAAAGUCAAGUUCGACCAGAAGAAGCGGGUCAAGUUGGCCCAAGGGCUCUGGCUCAUGAACUGGGUCUCCGUGUUGGCUGGCAUCAUCAUCUUCAGCCUCGGGCUGUUCCUGAAGAUUGAACUCCGGAAGAGGAGUGAUGUGAUGAAUAAUUCAGAGAGCCAUUUUGUGCCCAACUCCUUGAUAGGGAUGGGGUUGCUGUCCUGUGUCUUCAACUCUCUGGCUGGCAAGAUCUGCUACGAUUCCCUGGACCCAGCCAAGUACGCCAAGUGGAAGCCCUGGCUGAAGCCGUACCUGGCCAUCUGUGUUUCCUUCAACAUUGUCCUCUUCCUCGUGGCCCUCUGCUGCUUCCUCAUGCGGGGCUCGCUGGAGAGCACCCUGGCCUACGGGCUCAAGAACGGAAUGAAGUACUACCGCGACACAGACACCCCGGGCAGGUGUUUCAUGAAGAAGACCAUCGACAUGCUGCAGAUCGAGUUCAAAUGCUGCGGAAACAACGGCUUUCGGGACUGGUUUGAGAUUCAGUGGAUCAGCAACCGCUACCUGGACUUUUCCUCCAAAGAAGUCAAAGAUCGCAUCAAGAGCAAUGUGGAUGGGCGGUACCUGGUGGACGGUGUCCCUUUCAGCUGCUGCAACCCCAGCUCACCGAGGCCCUGCAUCCAGUAUCAGAUCACCAACAACUCGGCACACUACAGCUAUGACCACCAGACAGAGGAGCUCAACCUGUGGGUGCGCGGCUGCAGGGCUGCCCUGCUGAGCUACUACAGCAGCCUCAUGAACUCCAUGGGUGUCGUCACGCUCCUUGUUUGGCUCUUCGAGGUGAGCAUCACGGCAGGGCUGCGCUACCUGCACACGGCGCUGGACGGCGUGCCCAACCCCGAGGAGCCCGAGUGCGAGAGCGAGGGCUGGCUGCUGGAGAAGAGCUUGCCCGAGACCUGGAAGGCCUUUCUGGAAAGCGUAAAGAAGCUGGGCAAGGGCAACCAGGUGGAAGCCGAGGGCGCAGCCGCAGGCCAGGCCCCAGAGGCUGGCUGAGGGCCCAGGGCCCCUCCCCUCCCGAACACUGAG
This is a messenger RNA of Lemur catta (Ring-tailed lemur), 1089 nucleotides long. RefSeq names its product peripherin 2 (gene PRPH2). Lineage: Eukaryota; Metazoa; Chordata; Mammalia; Primates; Lemuridae. Gene Ontology annotation, biological process: visual perception. Gene Ontology annotation, cellular component: membrane. Bases 16 to 1056 code for a protein of 346 amino acids. The record is from RefSeq and is a predicted model, not a curated record. The transcript is spliced from 3 exons.